This is a messenger RNA of Yamadazyma jaroonii, 2013 nucleotides long. Lineage: Eukaryota; Fungi; Ascomycota; Pichiomycetes; Serinales; Debaryomycetaceae. The record is from the annotation of a GenBank genome assembly.
AUGCCUGAAGUGUUACCUAAGAGAUCUAAUGGUACCAGGAUCCCUUCCAGAUUACUGGAACUCCCCAGAAGAUCAAUUUCAGGCAAGAAAAGGAUCAUGUCCAACCAACUUGACACUUCUUUUGGUGAAGACGCCAUUAACUUCGAUCUCAAUAAAAACACCAUCUUAAGUAACUUUGAAGAAUGGAUCAAGUUAUCUACUGAUAACAAAAUCACCAGUAAGAACUCAUGGCAGUUUGCCUUGAUUGAUUACUUCCAUGAUUUGAACGUUAUUAAGGAUGGUGACGAUAUAAAUUUCCAAAGAGCUAGUGCCACAUUAGAUGGAUGUGUUAAGAUCUAUCUGAGUCGUGUGGAGAGUGUGGCAACAGAGACAGGGAAGUUAUUGAGUGGAUUGGCCAAUAAGAAACAAGAAGAUGGUGAAGAUAUUGAGUUGGAAGAUGAAGAAGAAGUUGAUCCUGGGAAGAAAGCCAGGAAGAUCAAUCGUGUGAUGGAGAGUACUUUAGUGAAAUUUAAUACCAUUAAGAUCAAGAAACUCGACCAAGAGUUGGCCAUUGACCCGUUGUUCAAGAAAGCUUUGGCAGAGUUCGAUGAAGGUGGUGCUAAAUCCCUUUUACUUAAUACUUUGAAUAUUGAUAAAACCGGGAGAGUGGUUUUCGAUGCCACCACCACGGGGAAACAAGUAGAUGAAAAGGAUUAUACCCCAGAAUCUAGUCAAAUGUCCCAAACACCUAUAAAUUUGGGUAAAGUUCAGAACUUAUUGUUUAAAGAUAAUGACACCUUGGACGAUUUGACUAUUUGUCCAUCCAUAGAACAGUUGAAGGUGGUGUUGAAUGAUAUCAAUGCCGCCAAAACUAUCUUAGGGGAUGUUAACAAUAAGUACAUGAACCAGCCAGAGAUUGAAGUGGAUAAGAAUUUUGAUUUUGGCCAUUAUGAGAAUGGUGAGGAAGAUUUUGGUGGUGAUGAUUUUGGUGAUGAUUUUGGUGGUGAUGGUGAAGGUGAUGGUGAGGUUGGUGAGUUUAAUGAUUUUGGUGGUGAUUUUGAGAAUAAUGAUUUUGGUGAGGAUGGUGAGGAGAGAGAUGUUCUUACUCACGAAGAUGGUUAUGAAUUGAGACCAAGUACUCAAAUUCUUGACCAGGAUUUGAUGGCUUACUUUGAUGAGACUAUGAAAAGUAAUUGGAGAGGUCCUGAACAUUGGAAGGUUUCGAUGUAUAAGAAGUUUAAGAAUCUCAAGGAUAAUGGUGCUGAUGCUGGUGCGAGUGCUGCUACAACUACUAGUGCUGGGGUCAAGGAAAAGAAAAAGAAAGAUACCCUUAUAAUCGAUUUUAGUGAAGAAUUGGAUGAAGACUAUGAACAAGAUUUAUUUGAAAACCAAAAAGCUGCUCUCUUAAGGAAGAAAGAUAACGAGGAACCUACUAAAUUACCAGUAGAUAUUCAAUAUUCUUCCAAUAAGUUGAUCACAUUAUUCCUCAAACCUUCUACCAUAAUGCAUUAUACUAAAGUACCAAAAAGUUAUACUGAUGAAACUUUCUUUGCUGACCAGUAUAAUACUCAAGAUCGUAUGACAUCUUUCCAUCAAGCACAAAUGGAUGAAAUUAAUGAAUUUGACGGGGGUGAAGAUGAUGUCUUCGGAGGUAUCGAUUUUAAUGAUGCUCUUGAAGAUAAUGCUACUCCUGGUGAUAACUUAUUGAUAGGUGGAAGAAAAGUUAGACCUGAAUAUGUGAACUUCUCCAGGAUAGCUAAGAGAGUGGAUAUCAAACUCUUGAAAGAUAAUUUAUGGCAAGGUAUUCAAAAUAUAACUCCUCCUUCAUCACCAAAAGAUUCCCAACCUGAGAAGAAAGAAACCAAAUCUUUUGGUAAAGUGGUGGAAUCAAUUGGUAAAAUGUAUAAUCCUGAAGAAAGGAAAGAUUUAUCCACAAGUUUCUGUUUUAUUUGUUUAUUACAUUUAGCUAAUGAGCAUAGUUUAGAUAUAGAGAGUACAGAGGCACAUGAUGAUUUGAAGAUUACUGGGUUUUAG